Molecule: messenger RNA, 1889 nt
Organism: Neoarius graeffei (lesser salmon catfish)
Lineage: Eukaryota; Metazoa; Chordata; Actinopteri; Siluriformes; Ariidae
Product: butyrophilin subfamily 1 member A1-like
Exons: 9
Coding region: 2-1423 (473 amino acids)
Molecular function (GO): protein binding
Source: RefSeq, a predicted model, not a curated record
AAUGAGGGUUAUUUGUGUGACUCUCCUGAUUCUCUCCAGCUUUGUGGAAUCUCAGUCAGAGAGAUUCCAGGUGGUUGGUCCAGAAGCUCCUCUUGUUGCUGUAGCUGGUGAAGAUCUGGUUCUGCCCUGUUUUCUCAAACCCAGCACCAGCGCUGUGGACAUGACAGUGGAAUGGAUGAGACUAGAGGAAAGAGCUUCAUUAGUGCAUCUCUAUCAGGAUCAUGAAGACAGAAAUGAAGAGCAGGCUCAGCCCUACAGAGGAAGAGCAUCACUAUUUAAAGAGGAGCUACAGAAAGGCAACGCUUCACUCAGACUCUCACCUCUCCGAAUCUCUGAUGAAGGAAGAUAUAAGUGUCUCAUUCAGGACAAAUCCUGGUAUGAUGACAUCACUGUUCACAUCACUGUCGAGGCUCAGGGAAGCCACCCAGUGAUCAUGAUGGAGAGUUAUGAUCACUCAGGAGGGAUUAAUCUAGUGUGUGAGUCCAGAGGCUGGAAAGCUGAACCUGUGGUUGUGUGGCUGGACAGAGAAGGAGCCGCUCUGCCUGCUGAAGAUACACAGACACACAGAGACACUGAGGGCUUCAGUGUGAAAAGCCGCACCACUGUUUAUGAUUAUAGCGACUCCAACAGAUAUUAUUGCAGACUUCUACAAGAACAUCACAUGAUGGAGACAGAGGUCAUCAUUAAUCGUAAAGUCUUUGAUGCUUGGAGGUGGGUUGUCGGUGUUUCAGUUUCAGCAUGUCUUAUUGCUGUCGGAUCGAUAGUAACUGCAGUUAUCUGUUACAAGAAAGAGCUUCAAAAGCAGAAGCAAAAAGCAGCCUCAGAGCUUCAAAAGGAGAAGCAAAAUGCAGAGUUUAUAAAAGGGUUGUUGGCAGUGGAUGUGACUCUGGAUCCUGAUACAGCAAAUCCUGAACUCAUCCUGUCUGCUGAUGGAAAACAAGUGAGACGUGGAGACGAGGAGCAGAAACUCACUGAUACACCACAGAGGUUUGAUCGGUAUUUCGGUGUUGUGGGAAAGCAGAGUUUCUCCUCAGGGAGAUUUUAUUAUGAGGUGCAGGUCAGAGGGAAAACUGAGUGGGCAUUAGGAGUUGUGAGCGAGAACAUUAACAGGAAGGGGAGGAUUACACUGGAACCUCAGAAUGGAUUCUGGACUGUGUGGCUGAGGAAUGAGAAUCAGUACUGGGCUUUUGCUGAUCCCCGUGUCCUCCUCCCACUGAGAGAGAAGGUGGAGAUGGUGGGGGUGUUUGUGGAUUAUGAUGAGGGUCUGGUCUCCUUUUAUGAUGUGAAGUCCAGAUCUCAUAUCUACUCUUUCACUGAUCAGUCUUUCACUGAGAAACUCUAUCCAUACUUCUGUCCUGGUUUAAAUUUCAGAGGUAAAAACGCAGCCCCACUGAUCAUCUCUCCUGUAUUUAAACCUGAAUGAAUUUUCACCUCACAGAUUUAAUCAUCUAUUAAAUGGUGAGAAUCAAAAGAAAUAUUUUACUUUUUCUGGUGAAUGUUAGAAAGACAUUUCCCCUUUUAAAGUGCUGUACAGUUUAUUUUAAUGCCUGAAUAAAGCUGAUUUACAGUUCACACUGAGAUUUACUGCAGAAUUGAAUCUGAUCAAUAAAAUGGAUGAAGUUCAGCUGCUGAUGUCUGUGUAGAUAAAACCCAACACCACUGUGUUUCUCCUUCACACUUCAUCACACACAAACACCAUCAACUUCAGCUUUUAUUUACAAACACUGCAUUCUCUUCUUUACAUAAAUAAAUAAACUACAUGAAUAAAUAUUUCUGUGAUCACUUAGCGCACUCACGUUAGCAUUUCAGACCGUUUUUGUUAAAUGCUAGCACGCUAAUGCUAGUGUCUGAAAGCGUUUCUGUUAACAGUUAGCACACUAAUGCUAGUU